CUUAAUUUCAAAAAUCCGUCACAAGUUUGCCGAAUUUGUUUAUCUUUUCUUUUUCAAAAGUAUUUUUUUGAUAUAAAAUGUUAUGUAUUAAAAUCCUAUGUUCAACAACCACUAGUCUACGAGUAUCAAUCCCUUAAGUGUCUGAAUAAAAUGAUGAUCCACAACCAAGUAGUUUUAUCAAAAGUUAGCGUAUUUUGGUGUUUAUUAUUUUUGGGUGAAAUUGAAGGGAAAAAUUGCAAUUUCAAUGUACAAAUCGAACAGAAAUUACUCAACGAAGGCUUUCACAGGAACCUAAGCAUCAACAUAGACUUUGCAAGUGACAGUGAAGAGGAAAGGUGGUUGUAUGAAGACUGCAUGGUGGGGAUUGAGCAGACCCUACCAGCUGGGGUGUAUGCCAGUCUUGAUGACAUUAAUGAUAAUGGCUGCAAGAGUUUGAUACACGCAAUAUUCAAAACACCAGUCAACAUAGAGCUACCAGCCCAAAAGUCUGAGCCGCUCAUCAUACAUUUGUUAAGUAAAGUAAGGGACUAUAGAACGCAUGUUUACAUACCCGUGCAUGCAAGGUACCACCAUGCAACCACUGGUGGAGGAUUAGUCAGAAAUGAGAUACCAGUACCAAAGCUGUAUCUCCUGUGCCCCGACAAGAAGUUGAACCAAUGCGAUGACCUGUACUUGGAAGUGACACGUGACAACAACUUUUGUGCUGAAGGUGUCUCCAAAGAAAUAUGCUCAUGGAAAGAAAUACCUACCAUUAUGGUCACAGCGCCUAUAACCUGGGACGUGCCAAUCGGCAACACGGACCACUACCCCACAGUGGCGGCGGGCACUGCCAUAGUCAUCAUAGCGGGCUCAUUGUACCUUUUAAACGCUAUACACCAGUACAAGACACAACUGCACAGAAAUAAAAAGAAGUUAUGAAAAUA
Messenger RNA from Maniola jurtina (meadow brown), 923 nucleotides. RefSeq names its product phosphatidylinositol-glycan biosynthesis class X protein (gene PIG-X). The record is from RefSeq and is a predicted model, not a curated record. Gene Ontology annotation, cellular component: endoplasmic reticulum membrane. The transcript has 5 exons. Gene Ontology annotation, biological process: GPI anchor biosynthetic process. The coding region runs from base 151 to 918 and encodes 255 amino acids. NCBI's taxonomy places the organism in Eukaryota, Metazoa, Arthropoda, Insecta, Lepidoptera, Nymphalidae.